GAUGCGAUCAAGCCAUCACUGGUAUUCUCACUAGUAGCGUCAUAUCAUCUGGUUUGUGACCCGACUCCUCAAUUGUCUUCUAUAACUUGAGCAGAGGGUUCCGGAUAGACUAGCUAGGUUUUGGCCCGCUGCACUCAGUAACCAACCAAACUCACAGGCAGAUAUCAGAUAAAAAUGGCGUCAGCAAAGGAUGGGACAUCGGCUGGGAGCUUAAAAGCAAACAUUGGAGUUUUUACAGACCCCCAACACAACCUCUACAUCGCCGAUGCCUUACCAUCAGUUGAGGAAGUUUGGAAGCCCGAAAGUCUGCAGCCUGGAGAGGCCAUAGUUCGGAUCAGAAGCACGGGCAUUUGUGGGUUUGUGGCUCCCUCUAGGAACAAUUAUUUCGUCAUGAAAAAUGACCCUCUCGCAGGUCUGAUGUCCACUUCUGGCGCGCGGGGUUCAUCGGCCCCAUGGUAGUGGAGGGAAAACAUAUUCUCGGCCAUGAAGCUGCUGGAGAGGUGAAGGGUAUUGGUUCUGCAUAUCUCUAUCCGUAGCACUAAUAUUUGGCAGAUUCUUUCCGUGCACCCAAGUGUAAAACAUCUAAAGCCUGGUGAUCGUGUGGCGGUGGAGCCCAAUAUCCCGUGCCAUUCUUGCGAGCCCUGUUUGACCGGUCGGUAUAAUGGAUGUGAACAUAUUCUCUUCUUAUCAACACCACCUGUCCCUGGCCUCCUGCGUCGCUACGUCACUCAUCCCGCGAAAUGGUGCCACAAGCUUCCACCAAGCAUGUCUUAUGAGGAUGGUGCUCUCCUGGAGCCUCUGUCGGUCGCACUAGCCGCAAUCGAUCGCUCAAGACUCAAACUGGGCGAUUCGGCGAUUAUAUGUGGCGCAGGACCUAUCGGCCUAAUCACCCUUCUUUGCGCAAAGGCGGCUGGUGCCGAACCAAUCCUCAUCACUGAUAUCGAUCGGGGCCGCCUUAGUUUUGCGCAGGCACUCGUCGCAGACUCGCCAGGUGUUCUAUGCACGUACCUUGUGCAGCGCGGGAGAUCCGAAGAGGAAUUAGCGGCAGGAAUGAAGGAGGCAUUGGGGAUGGAAGCCGACGUUGUCCUAGAAUGCACAGGUGUCGAGAGCUCCAUUGGUGCAAGCAUUCAUGCCGUCCGCUUUGGUGGAACGGUGUUUGUUGUUGGUGUUGGAAAGAGCGAGAUGAAAUUCCCUUUCAUGAGGCUGAGCACCCGGGAGGUCGACAUGAAGUUCCAAUACCGGUACUGCAACACGUGGCCCAGGGCAAUCAGGCUCGUAGACAGCGGGGUCCUAUCAAACAUCCGCAAGCUAGUCACACACAGGUUCGCCAUGGAGGAUGCGGUAGAAGCAUUUAAGACGAGCGCAGAUAUUAAGAGUGGGGCUAUCAAAGUGCAGAUUAAAAACAGUGAUUAGGCUGUUGGCGGUGUUGUGGACGCAUGGGGGUGUUGUUUAUUUAAUAUUGGGAGCAAUGCCGGGGCCAUUUCUCCGGAUGCAUCAUUGACAUGCAUUCUAAGAACCUUUAUCCGGGAACGGAGUUUUAUGCAAAUCUCGCGGCUUGUCAAUGAACCCAGCCUUUAGGCGUGAGGUUCCCUUCCUCCCCUUUUACCGUGGCUCGCACGACAAGCCAUGAUUGUCAGGUACUGCGCUGUAUCCAGGUGGGUGCCGAUACAAAACCUAUCCCUCGAGUCCGCGUUUCGGCUGUAAAAUGCCUCGAACCUGAUUCAACACCCGGGGACAACAUUUACCCCUGAACAGCCCCCCCAAGCGGCGAAGUGCUGUAACAUCCAUCGAAUCCCUGAAAUGAGCAUGGCAUCUUCUCCCUCUGCUACAGUAUCAUACGUGUGCGAUGUAUCAGACAGUUUGACGGUACCGUAUCACAGAACCAACCUACCGUACCGUAAUUCAUUACAACUACCGUAAAGGGAAGGGAUAUAUAAAAAAUAAAAAAUAAAAAAUAAAAAUAAAAACUCUUGAAAUCCACAAUCCCGGCAGCAGGGGUUAAUCCCUGUCCACUCGCGAUAGGCUUACCGGUAGUUUGACAGGCCAACAGAAUCGCGAAUACAUAGCGUUACCGGUUAAAAAUGAGGUCCAGCCCGCGAUUAAACACUUGGGCUCUACCUGUAUAAGCCCAAUUCACACCGAAUAUCACCCAUU
Molecule: messenger RNA, 2154 nt
Organism: Tuber aestivum (summer truffle)
Lineage: Eukaryota; Fungi; Ascomycota; Pezizomycetes; Pezizales; Tuberaceae
Source: the annotation of a GenBank genome assembly